AAAGAAAGCAAAUAAAAAUGGCAGGAGGAUCCGUGAUUAGCAAAACAAUCUUAAUAGCCCUCUUCUUCUGCUUCCUUCUCAUCGCAUCCUUUGGUGUGGAAACUGCUGAAGCACAGAAAGGAGGUGGUGGUGGCGGUGGCGGCGGCAAGGUCAAGUACUGCAUAAAGCCGUCGAGUGGGUGUUGUAAAAGGUGCUUGCCGAUGUUAAUGUGCAAUUCUUGGUGCAAGAAGCAGGGGGCUCACCAUGGACAAUGCAAAGGGGGCACUUGCUAUUGCUACAGAAAAUGUUGAAAAACUCUAUCUAUCUUAGCAUGGUGCAUAUACAUAUUAUAUACCUAAAUAAGAUGCUGCAUAUAUAUAUAUAUAUAUAUAUAUAUAUAUAAAUGCUAUUAUCGUAGCCACUUACUGCGGCAGCUAGACACCAUUGCUAUCACUAUCAUCUAUCUAUGUGUGCGCUAAUUAUCAUUCUGUUUAAUAUUAAACUUUUGUGUUUUUGGUGU
Ipomoea nil (Japanese morning glory) is the source of this 499-nucleotide messenger RNA. Its product is annotated as toxin Tz2-like. The record is from RefSeq and is a predicted model, not a curated record. Lineage: Eukaryota; Viridiplantae; Streptophyta; Magnoliopsida; Solanales; Convolvulaceae. The transcript is spliced from 2 exons. The coding region runs from base 18 to 290 and encodes 90 amino acids.